This is a messenger RNA of Radiomyces spectabilis, 1272 nucleotides long. Its product is annotated as alpha/beta hydrolase fold-domain-containing protein. Gene Ontology annotation, molecular function: hydrolase activity. NCBI's taxonomy places the organism in Eukaryota, Fungi, Mucoromycota, Mucoromycetes, Mucorales, Radiomycetaceae. Bases 1 to 1272 code for a protein of 423 amino acids. The transcript has 3 exons. The record is from RefSeq and is a predicted model, not a curated record.
AUGAACGGGAUUCGUACAGCUUUGCGUAAACUUCCUCCAGGCACGGUGAUCAAAAUCCUUCGAAAAGUAUUUUCGCUUCCUGCACCGGCAGCUCGUUUAAUUCUCAAUGAUGUAACUCGUCCUCGGCAAUCACACCGUCCCUGGAUCCACAAAGUCGCCAACGACGAUUGGAGUGGUUGUUGGAUCGGUGAAGGCGUGCGAAAAAUGUCUGAAACCCAAUUAAUGGAAUACAUUCACAGUUGUGAUGUAGUGAUUUUCAACGUGCACGGUGGCGGAUUUCGAAUCGGCACCAGCACCAUGUAUAUGGACACUUAUAUCUCGUGGAUCACUGUACUAAAAGAAAAAGGUCUAAAGUGCUGCAUCAUGUCCAUCGAUUACAGACUGGCACCCGAGUUUCGAUAUCCUAGUCCGGUGGAAGACGUAGUCAAAGCGUAUCAACAUCUAACAAUGACAUUGGAGGUGGAGGGAGCAAAGAUUAUUACUGCAGGCGACUCGGCAGGCGCCGCGCUCAUUUUGGAAAUGCUGUUUAUUACGCAUGAUCCAAGUAUGUUCGAGAUCGUCACGGAUGAUCCGGAGCAGGAAAGCAGUCCUGGGAACACGCUGAUGGAGUUGCCACGACCGGCCGGCAAUGUUCUUAUCAGCCCUUUGGUGACGGAUGAAACGACGUCGGAAUCAUGGCAAACAAAUGUAAAAUACGAUUACAUCACACAAUACACUGCCAAAGUGAUUAAGCGCGAUUAUUUCGAACCUAUUCGAUCAUCCAAAGACGAAGAACCACCGGAGCCCAACCAAGUGCUCGGUAUCGCUAAACUGCAGACAGGCUUCCGAGCGUUCCUGAAUUCGCACGUCCUCAUGUAUAUUGGUCAUCGCGAAGUGUUACGAGACGAUGCUUUAGAUCUAGCCGCUAAAGCCGAGAACGAUGGAGUCGAAUGGCAGACCGUCAUGGAAGACUGCGUACACGAUUGGUUUUGUGUACGUGAAGUGGUCAAAGAUCGUAGUAUUCUGAAACGAGCGGACGAGACGUUUGCGCAAUUUUGCGUUCGAGCACUUCAACAUGAACAAAUGAGUGUGCCUUCACUUUUACGCACGAGUGCCGAAGGUCUGGAAGCCGUGCCUGAGGAGAAGGACGAAGAUGAGGAUGAAGACGAAGACGAAGAUGAGGACGAAUUUUAUGAAGCGCUAUCCGAUGAUGUAGUGGAGAAAUUGGUGAUGCAGGACCUGGCCGAUGAUAAACGUGCAUCGAAGCGAUCCGUCAUGACAGUCUAUGUCUAA